Molecule: messenger RNA, 960 nt
Organism: Alternaria arborescens
Lineage: Eukaryota; Fungi; Ascomycota; Dothideomycetes; Pleosporales; Pleosporaceae
Exons: 3
Coding region: 1-960 (319 amino acids)
Biological process (GO): transmembrane transport
Cellular component (GO): membrane
Molecular function (GO): transmembrane transporter activity
Source: RefSeq, a predicted model, not a curated record
AUGGCUCCUCUCUCUGGAGCCUUUGGUGGCCUGAUCGCUUCGGCGAUCCUGAAAUUGGACUCUGUCGGUUCGCUUCAUGGUUGGCAGAUGAUUUUUGCAAUUGAAGGCAUCGUCACCAUGGUUGUUGCUUUGGUGGCAUUCGUCACACUGACCGACGGUCCACAGACUGCGCGCUGGAUGACGGAGGAAGAAAUGCGGAUGGUGAUUGACAGGAUCAAGUCUGAGCGUCUCAAUCAGGAUGAGCUGCUCGACAAAAUCGACGCCUCAAAGCUCAAACGCGGCUUCUCCAAUCCUGUCACACUUGCGGUAUCGUUCAUCUUUCUGCUCGACAGUAUCACUGUCUUAGCUAUCUCAUUUUUCUUGCCGACCAUCAUUCGGACCAUCUAUCCAGGCCGGUCUGUCAUCCAGCAACAGCUCUUGACAGUGCCACCAUACAUUGUCGCGGUGGUUUGCACUAUCCUGAUCACAGCCGUGAGCUGGCAGAUGAACUCUCGUCAGACUUUGAUUGCGCUUGCGGGAUUAUUCGUGGCUGUUGGAUACACAAUCUUCCUCGCGACUAUGAAUGCGAGUGUGCGUUACGCGGCUGUUUUCCUUUGCGCAUCAACUUGUUUCUCGUUGGGCGCAAUGACGAACGCUCAAGUUAGCGCAAACGUGCUAUCCGACUCCGCACGAAGCAUUGCAAUUGGUACAAACGUCUUUUUCGGAUACGUUGGUGCUCUGAUCGCGACUUGGACGUAUCUGCCUGGCGAUUCUCCCCGUUAUGCAAUCGGCAACGGCAUCAACUUAGGUUGUGCAGUGACUUGGACUAUUCUUGCGAUAUGUACCAAAUUGUGGAUGACACAUGACAAUGAGAAGAGGGACAAAAAGGAAGCAGAAGCGCAGCUGGAGCUUACGUUGCCCUCAGAAAGCGAUGUGACUAAUCUCGAGUGGAAGCAUCCAGGCUGGCGAUGGAAGCCGUGA